AUUUCCCUGUCAAAGAUGCCAUCGCUGUCCAGUCAAGUACCAGUUUUCCCAGAGUUUCAAGAAACAGCCAUCUCCACAGUCACAAGUUUGCAGGAAAAGGAGGAAGAGAUCUAGAUGAGCUACCAGAGAGUACCCCACGAGGAACCCUACCCUCCACCAGGGUAUCGUCCGUCUCAGCAACAUCCGUACCCACCACCGCCAGAUGUGUACCCUCCACCCGCUCGGGGCCAUGGCCAUCCGCCCCAAGAUGUGUACCCUCCUCCCCAUCGGGGCCAUGGCCAUCCGCCCCAAGAUGUGCACCAUCCACCUCAGGGGCCUUACCCUCCGCCGGGGUACCAGGGCUACUUCAACGACCAGCAGCGCCCUUACUACCCGCCGCCAUCGCAUCAGCCUCCACCGCCGUACGGGGGACAUCAGCAACAACAACACAAUGGAGAGGGCAGCUGCUCCGGGUUCCUCAAAGGAUGUUUGGCCGCUCUCUGCUGCUGCUGCGUGCUGGAGGAAUGCUGCGGCCGCUUCUGAGAUGUUAUCUCUUAGCUAGCUACUACGAGUCUUGGUACUUGGCCUUCAGUCCCAAACUAUUGUUACUAGCAUUCUGGAGCAUCUGAGUAUCGAGACAUCCUAUAUUGUGUUUGUAAAUCAUCGCGUUAAUUGGAGCAGGGUGUUCAAGAGCUUCCAGCCACUGUAUCAGUGUCAGAAACCGGCCAGUAUUGUGUUGUGCUUCUAUUAGAAAAUAAAUAAAGUCUUUAUGGAUAUUUCAUAUUUGGAUGGGACUCCAGAUUUUGGGAAGAA
Molecule: messenger RNA, 792 nt
Organism: Panicum virgatum (switchgrass)
Lineage: Eukaryota; Viridiplantae; Streptophyta; Magnoliopsida; Poales; Poaceae
Product: cysteine-rich and transmembrane domain-containing protein WIH2-like
Exons: 3
Coding region: 115-522 (135 amino acids)
Source: RefSeq, a predicted model, not a curated record